CGGAGCACAGAGGUAUAUUUCUCAUAUGCUGCGUGUUGAAGAAGCGGAGAGGCGCCCAGAUUUGCUAAGCUUGCCAUGCCCACAGCCUAUCCUAGCCCGAGACCCAACCUCCCCAGCAGCCAAAGAUCUGGAAGCCCUCGGCGCCCAAAUCUUCCCCGGCGACUUCGACCAUUUCACCUCCCUCCAAGCCGCGAUCUCCAACACCCAAGCCAUCUUCCUCAACGUAACCCCAACCCCAUCCGACACCACCCAGGAGAUCACCCGCGCGCAAAACAUCCUCGAUGCAGCCAAAUCCGCCCCCUCCGUCACCACCAUCAUCUUACUCCAGCGUCGUCAUGACCGGCAAACACGAAACCUUUCCGGCCUGGGGUUCCGAUUACCCAUUAGCAUGGUACUGGACCAACAAAGCGCAGAUUGAAACGAUGGUGCGAGACGCCGGAUUCCAGUACUGGACAAUCUUACGCCCGGCGUUUCUCAUGAACAAUUACCUCCUUCCGACGGCGUCGUCCAUGUUUCCGGAAUUAGUGGCGGGGGAGAGUACUACGAGGAGUGCGUUUGUCACGGCUUAUCGGCCGGAUACGAAACUGACGGUGGUGGAUCCUGGUGAUGUGGGCAGGUUUGCGGCUGCGGCGAUUUCGGAUCCGCGCCGCUUUCAUGCCCGGGAGAUUGUCAGGGAGUUGAGUCUGGCGAGUGGGAGGGAGAUCGCCCUAGAGUUUGAUGAGAGGGAGGAGGCGGAGCGUCGUGCUGCGAGGGAUCCGAGAAUCUGGGCCCAGUUGUGGGCAAAUGAGGUGGGGUAUCAGGUGGAUUUGGAUGAGCUGCGAAAAGUAUGGGAUUGAGAUGACGGGGUUCAAGAGAUAUCUGGAGAAGCGGACAGAUGCGGUGCGGCGGACUUUUUUGGUUACAUAGUAUAGCUGGCUGGUUGCCAAUGUAAUAUUCAAUUAGGAAUGAUACCUUCUGU
Aspergillus ibericus CBS 121593 is the source of this 958-nucleotide messenger RNA. RefSeq lists its product as uncharacterized. Bases 282 to 836 code for a protein of 184 amino acids. The transcript has a single exon. NCBI's taxonomy places the organism in Eukaryota, Fungi, Ascomycota, Eurotiomycetes, Eurotiales, Aspergillaceae. The record is from RefSeq and is a predicted model, not a curated record.